AUGUUGGAAGAAUUUAAUGACUACUUCAACGCCCUUAAAGAAAGAUGCCCCAGUGUAGCAGCUUGCCUCGAGCAUAAAGUUGGAUCUGAAAAGUGGAGCCGGGCUCAUUUUUCAGGUAAUCGAUUCAAUGUCAUGACCUCAAACAUCGUCGAGUCGCUUAACUCAAUGUUGCGCGACGAAAGAGAGUAUCCAGUGGCGGCCAUUUUCUAUUCUAUUGCAUAUAAGUUUGGAGAAAUAUUUAGGAAGAGGUAUGUGGAGGUGGACAAUUCAAAGACAACAUUCGUUCCCGUAGCCGAGACGAUCUUGAGGGAAAACAUGAUCGAGGGCGAUAAAUUAUAUGUGAACAACAUAAAUGAAAGCACCGAUGAAUUCACCGUGCUUGGUUACGGUCAUUCCAUCAAAGUUAAUCUUUCGAGACGAUCAUGUUCUUGCAGAAAGUACGACUGA
Capsicum annuum is the source of this 447-nucleotide messenger RNA. RefSeq lists its product as uncharacterized. Bases 1 to 447 code for a protein of 148 amino acids. The record is from RefSeq and is a predicted model, not a curated record. The transcript has a single exon. Lineage: Eukaryota; Viridiplantae; Streptophyta; Magnoliopsida; Solanales; Solanaceae.